AUGGACGGCGAAGGCCCACCGCAGCCGUCCAUCGAGGGUGUGCAAGGCGAGCACGAUAUCGUCACAGGCCAGGCUGACGCGCCGCACGCCUCAGAGCAAGCGCCAGAGAUUACUAGCCUCGAAGACUCUGCAGCACCGCGGACGCAGCCGCCAGUUGACGAGACCGCAAUUGACAGCACGUUCCAGCCCGAUGAGGAGAUGAAUUAUGCGCUUCACAGCAGCAUAGGUUUCGAUGAACCCUCCAACGCACCGAUCAGCAGCCCAGAACCCACUCCACUGGUGAAGAGCGCUUCAGAUGGCGCGCCGCGUGCCCUUGAUUUUGGCAAUUCGGUGCUAAGGAAGCCGCCAUCAAAGGACCAAGCGGCCGCCAGGCAGCGUGAGAUGCUUGAGAAGUUCAAGGAGAAGAAGGCACGUGAUUCUUCAGAUGAGCUCAUGGACGCCUUCGACCGUCUUGAUGACUUCGAGAGCCUGCGUGAUGCGCCACCUGCGGACCGCCGCAAGCGCGAUCGCGAAGAGGACGCCUUCAAGAAGCUACGGCAGACUUUUGAGCGCAAGAAGCGAGCAGGCACCCUCUCCAUUGAAGAAGAAAUCGAGUACAUGAAGAUCGAAUCACGUGAAAGAGCCCGUCAACUCAAAGCCAAGGCUGAUGAAGAGUAUGAGCGCGACCCAACUCCAGCAUUGGACGACCAGUCUGAGGCACUGUUCGUGAACUCCGACGAACGUGAGGACGAUGCACGCGCAAUCUUCAGCGAUAAUGAGGGUGAAGAGGAGCCAGCUGCCAAACGCACUCGCAAGAAGGGCAAGCGCGUGGCUGAAUCCGACCUCGAGAGCGAAGUCUCGCGCCAGCCAGAGACCCGUCCGCGCAAGAAGGCCAAGACCACAGGCGGAGCCAAGAAACCUCGCAAAACUGCUGGUCACGAAUACACCGAGGACGAUCUCGACCGCAUCAUGACAGAAAGCCAGCUUAGCCAGCGACCAAGCUCUUCAAAGAAGGGCGCCGGUGCUCGAAAUGGUGCCGGUGCUCGGGGUGGUGCCAGUGCUCAAGGCGGCAAGGGCAAGGCGCCCGCAAAGAGAAAGGGUGGCCCACAGAUGACCAACAUCGGCAGUAUCUUGGGCACAGAUGUCUUCGAAGAUGUCGCGCAGACUGCUGACCUCAGGAACCAACCCACCUUUGGUGGCACUACGAGACGAGGUGAUGCCUUGAAACAAAUGCUUGCAAGCCUGCCGGAGGAAGACCUGCAAGAGAGCCGUAGCGACAAGAAAGCUCUCGAUCAAGCCAUCAAGGAGUUCACCGGGCGCCCCGUUACACCCGCUCCGGAUGGCAACUGGAAUGUCAAGGGCAUGAAGACAUCUCUGAAGCAUUAUCAGGUGCUUGGUGUUGGUUUUAUGCGCAAGCGCGAGAACGACCCACUCGAGCCGCGUGGAGGCAUCCUGGCAGACCAGAUGGGCUUGGGCAAGACCAUCUCUAUGCUGGCAAACAUCGUCAAUGGCAAACAGCCGUCAAAAGCUCCUAUCAGGGCGACACUCAUCAUUGCGGCACCGGCACUGGUCACUCAGUGGUACCAGGAGAUCUCCAAACAUUGUCAAAUGGAGACGGAGAACAAGAAGUACGGUCUCGGGGUUAUCAUGCGAUACCACUCCGGCUCACGUUUGUUGCAUAACAACAUCGAGCAAGUCCUCGGGCAGGCCGAUAUUGUGCUCACCACUUACCACGAGGUCGCCAAGUCGUACCCAAAGGGUAUUCUGCCGCCACACCUCACCACCGCUGCCCAGAAAGACGCGUGGUGGAGGGAUCAUUAUGAGAAAGACAAGGGCAAUCUACACAGGGUCAAAUUCCUUCGUGUCGUAUGUGAUGAGGCCCAGGCCAUUAAGAAUCACAAGGGCCAUACCAGCAUGGCAGUCCGUGCCAUUUCUGCACGACACCACUGGGCGAUCACCGGAACCCCCGUCAUGAACUCCAUCAAGGAGUUCUAUCCAUACUUCAAGUUCCUUCGCGAGCCUCACACCGGCUCCUACCAGAUCUUCAAGGAGAACUUCUGCAGUCCUGAUGAUCCGGAUGGUCUUGAGAAGCUCAAUGUCUUCUUGCGCAAGUUCAUGAUCAGACGCACCCACGGCGACAAGCUCUUCAAGGCACGCCUAUUGGAUCUCCCGACUCCUCAGGAGCAUACCAUGUGGCUGGAAUUUAACCAGGUUGAACGUAGCAUUUACGAGAUUGUGAAGAAUCGCAUGAUCGCCCGAAUCAACGCGAUUUCCAAGACCGAAGGACUUGACAAGGGCUACAGCCAUAUCUGGACGAUGAUUCUGCGACUCCGCCAGCUUUGCGGACAUAUUCUGCUGAUUCAGGGCACAAUUACCGACAUUCUUCAGCGUGAGGACUUCGAGAAGCUGAAUAAGAUCACGGAGAACACCGAAGCAAUGAACGAGGAGCAGUCGCUGCUGUUGCUGAAUCUGCGCCAGGUCUUGGCAAACAAUGCUGGUGUCCAGACCAUCAAUGCUUCACUCGGCGACUCAGUCAUGACCUCCAGCGAGACUCCACCAAACGCAGUCAUCGAUAUCGACCCGACGCAAGAGAGCGCCAAAGGUGGUAAGCAUGGUCUAUCAUACCACUUCCGCAAGUACCUCGAUGCUCUCGUCAACGACGACAAGUGGGGCGCAGUCGUCGACCGCACCAAGUGCUCAGCAUGUCGCCAGAAGCCAGACAAGCCACAAGUCACCUCUUGCUGGCACGUCUACUGCACCUCCUGCUUAACGGACAUGCAGCACUUCGCCGCCCGCCGUGGUCACGACGGCGCACGCUGCAACGAGUGUGGAGAGCAGUACAUUUCCGUCGACGACGUGCACGAUCUGGACAACUUCGAGGCCAGGCGCAACUCCGUCACUCCAUCCGAGGCUGACCCUUCGCCGAAGAAGGGCGAGAAGGGCAAGAAGAACAAGAAGAAGCAGAGUGGCGAUCUCGAGGACUGGAUCGGCCUCAAGGGCGAGGUCUUGCCAUCUGCCAAGACUGCGGCGUGCAAGGCCCAGAUCAUGAACUGGAUCGACGAGGACCCGCAUUGCAAGAUCAUCAUCUACACUCAAUUCAUCCCACUUGUGAGAAUUCUCGCAAAGAUCUGCCAGACUGAAGGCUGGAAGUACGUCAAGUACACAGGUCAAGAGUCCCAUGACACACGCCAGAAGAACAUCGAGGAAUUUGCGGACCCGAAUAAGCAAGUGAGGAUCAUGCUCGCUUCGCUGAAGUGUGGUGGCCUCGGUUUGAACCUCACUAUGGCGAGCCGUGUCAUCUGCAUGGACCCCUGGUGGAACAAUGCUGUCGAGCAGCAAGCUUUCUGCCGCGUGUUCCGCAUUGGCCAGACUAAGGAGACGAGAAUGACUCGCUUCAUCAUCAAGAACAGCAUCGACGCCGCCAUGAUGGCUGUAAAGGUCCGCAAACAAGAAGAGAUUGACGCUGUGAUGGAAAACAGCCGCGAGCAGAAGUUGUCCGUCAACGACCUGAUGCGUCUCUUCGGCAACAAGGUCGGCCAAGACAACGAAGGCCACCCCUUCAUUUUCGCGGAUGUGGAGGAGGAUGAGGAGCUGUUGCAUCGUGAGGAUGACGAGGAGAACGAGGAUAAUGAUAUGGGAAAUGAUUUGUGA
Messenger RNA from Fulvia fulva, 3630 nucleotides. RefSeq names its product DNA repair protein RAD5. Bases 1 to 3630 code for a protein of 1209 amino acids. Gene Ontology annotation, molecular function: ATP binding; ATP-dependent chromatin remodeler activity. The record is from RefSeq and is a predicted model, not a curated record. The transcript has 5 exons. NCBI's taxonomy places the organism in Eukaryota, Fungi, Ascomycota, Dothideomycetes, Mycosphaerellales, Mycosphaerellaceae.